UCUGCCGAGGGUUUCCGAAGGCCCUUCGGGGGUUUUUACGAGUAAGGAGUUUCAGGCUCGUUUUGUUUGCAGCCGCGACCACGCUAAAAGCGCUGAGUGUUUCCGGUUAUACUUUGAGUUGUUGGGACACCUUGAAGCAAGGAACCUUAGGAAGAAAAGAAAUAAGUAUUUAAACUUUGGAAGCCAUGGGAGUAAAGGUCCAGAGGCCUCGUUGCUUUUUUGACAUAGCCAUCAACAAUGUACCUGCUGGAAGAGUGGUCUUUGAGUUGUUUUCGGAUGUGUGUCCAAAGACAUGUGAGAAUUUUCGCUGCCUUUGCACAGGUGAAAAGGGUACAGGAAAAUCCACCCAAAAGCCAUUGCAUUACAAAAGUUGUCUGUUUCACAGGGUAGUGAAAGAUUUCAUGAUCCAAGGAGGCGACUUCAGUGAAGGAAAUGGCAGGGGAGGAGAAUCCAUUUAUGGAGGCUUUUUUGAAGAUGAAAGCUUUGCUGUAAAGCACAACAAAGAAUUUCUCCUUUCAAUGGCCAACCGAGGGAAAGAUACAAAUGGUUCACAGUUCUUUAUAACAACUAAACCUACACCUCACUUAGAUGGACAUCAUGUCGUUUUUGGACAAGUCAUCUCAGGUCAAGAAGUUGUGAGAGAAAUAGAAAACCAGAAAACAGAUGCAUCUAGUAAACCAUAUGCUGAAGUACGCAUACUGAGUUGUGGAGAGUUAGUUCCAAAAUCCAAAGCUAAGAAAGAAGAAAGGAAAAGACAUAAGUCGUCGUCUUCAUCCAGUGAUUCGGAAAGUUCAAGCGAUUCAGAAUCUUCUUCUGAUUCAUCAUCGGAUUCUGAGAGUGCUUCUGAAGAGAAAUCUAAGAAAAGAAAAAAGAAACACAAGAAAAAUUCCAAAAAACAUAAGAAAGAAAAGAAAAAGAGAAAGAAAAGCAAGAAAAGCUCAUCCAGUGAAAGUGAAGAUGAAAACCCUGAAGCACAGCCAUUAUCUACUGUCCGUCCUGAAGAAAUUCCUCCUGUACCUGAAAACCGGUUCCUGAUGCGGAAGAGUCCUCCUAAAGUAGAUGAGAAAGAAAAAGAAAGGAAAAGCAGAGAGAAGGAAAGAGAAAGUAAUCUAUCAAAUUCCCAGUCAACGUACCAGAGAAGACUGUUAGUGACCAGAUCUGGAAGGAAAAUAAAAGGAAGAGGACCAAGGCGUUACCGGACACCUUCCAGAUCCAGGUCAAGAGAUCGAUUCAGACGCAGUGAAACUCCUCCACAUUGGAGGCAAGAAAUGCAGAGAGCUCAAAGAAUGAGAGUAUCCAGUGGAGAAAGAUGGAUAAAAGGGGACAAGAGUGAAAUAAAUGAAAACAAGAAAGAUAAUCAAAAAAGCCCAGGAAGAGGAAAGGAGAGAAAAGUAUCAGACCACAGACAAGUUUCUGAAAGCCCAAGCAGAAGAGGGGAAAAGGAGAAGAAAAAAGAUCACAAAUCAAGCAGUAAAGACAGGGAGACAAGAAGGAAUUCAGAAAAAGACGACAAGCAUAACAAAAGCAAGGCCAAGAAAAGAGCUAAAUCCAGAAGCCGUAGCAAAAGCCGAGAGAAAUCAAAAAGUAAAGAAAGAGACUCUAGGCACAGUAGACAUGAUGAAAAGAGAGCAAGAUCAAGAAGCAAAGAGAGGAACCACGAGAAAGGCAGAGAAAAAGAAAGGCGUUAUGAUUCUAGAGGGAGAGAUAAAGAAAGAAGUAGGAGCAAGGAAAGAAGUAGAAGAGCAGGUUCAAGAAGUAAUGAAAAAGAUCGUAGUAAGAGCAGAGACAGGGAGAAACAUAAGUCAAGAAGCAAAGAGCGUGAGCAUGUUCGAGGAAAGCAUAGUUCCAGCAGUAGAACAAGGGAACGAAGCAAAAGCAGGGACAGGGGUAGGAGAGGAAGAUCUAGAAGUAGAGAUAGAGAUCGCAGUAGAAGUAAAGAACAUUCAAGGAACAGAGAUAGAGACAGAGAAAGAAGAAAAGGAAGAUCAAGAAGCAGAGAAAGGAGAGGUACACCGGACAGAUACAGAGGAAGAGAAAGCAGGAGGAGGAGAGAAUCAAGGAGUUCAGAGAGAGAGGAAAGUCAAAGCAGAAACAGGGAGAGGUAUUCAAACAGAGAAAGCAGAAGCUCGUAUAAGAGGAACGAUACUGAAAGCCAAAGGAAGAGGCGUUCAAAGAGCCGUGAAAGUAGCAGUCCUGAAUCCAGUAAAGAUAAGAAGUCUAGCAGAGAUCAGGAUAGAAGUCCAGACUCAAAAAAGAGACCAAGUAGCAAAGAGAGAGAAUCAAAAAAAUCAUAUUCCCGCAGGAGCAAAGAAAAGGAGAAGUCCAGGUCCUCAGCAGAAAAAGAAAUAAACCAAAAAUCAAAGAGUCAGGAAAGAGAUCAAGUCCAUAGUAAGGAUAAAAAGUCUGAUCAUGAAACAAGUCCUGGAACAGAUGACGACAGACAUGGAUGAGUUUGUGGACUUAAUGUUUCCAUUGUCUCAAAGUUUUAGAGACAUUUUGGGGAACGCUUUUUUUAAGAUGUGGACUUCAGUUUGGUCUUUUGAUAAUCUAAAACCUGGAUCAUUUGUACUGCUAAAGUUUUAAUAAACUUGAAAUGAAAAACAAAUUCUGUGUGUAAUACAGUGUGCUAUAUUUUAAAUAUUUCAUUGUUUUAUGUAUCCUUCUGGUGUGUUGGAAGGUAGGAAGGUAACUUCUACGCUGCAUUUAUUUUCUACCUGAUGAACUUAGAAUUUUGUGCAAACAAUGGCUGUCUGCAGAGAGGCUUGUUUCAUGUGUGAGGGAGAAAGCCGCAAAUGUGCUACAUGUCUCUCUCAAGCUAGUAGAAUUCUACAAGGUGUCUUAUCACUACCAUGUUGCUAUAUUCAUAUUCUAGUAUGUAGAAAGCCUAAGGAAAUGAAUGAUUUUUGGAGGAAGAUUCAAUUGUUUUGGAAUCCAAGGGAGUUAAUUUAAGUAAAUCUUCACUGUUUGCACUUUUGUCACUGUCAACAGUAGAAUCCAUUCAUGCACUAAGGCAGUUGUCUAUGUUUGGCAAUUAUUUCUUUGUCCUAAAUAGUUUUGUAGAAAGCAGCUUUUAUGAAGUGCUCAUCUUGUGGUGUAAAUUUUUCUGUAACCUCCUUUUUUCUGCUCCCUGCUCUCAUAUUUGUCUAUUGUGGAAAAUUCAGCUUGGAUGCUUCAGACUACGUUGCCUCACUGCCAUUGCUAGUUAAUGGAUGGACAGGGAUGAGACAUUACCAGAAUUCACAGUUAGGUGUCUGCACCCCUUUCUGAGAGACAGCGCGCACUGAACAGCGUAAGGAACAGGAAAUCUCUUCUAUUUUUGCUGCUGCUUAGCUGUCUUGGAGAGAACUGUUGCUGCUUUCCAGUACUGGGUAUUUUGGGUAUUUGAAGCAGGAUGUCAAGUAAUGUUUUGAGAAAGGGCCUUAAAUUACUUAUUAUUGCUAAAAGUUAGCUUUCCUUCCAGAGUCGCCUUAAUCUCAAGACUGUCCCAUGAGUUCCUGCUCAUCCUCUGCUGCAUGCGUCUUCCUCAAACAAAUUCCCUCCUUUUUUUUAUCCUUUCAUCUCACACCUCUGGGACACAAAUCUGUGUUUCUUAGCACCACACUUGUGUAUAAAACAGGAGGAAGUUGGCUUGUGUUGCUCUGGUAGUGCCUGCGUAUAUGCUGUUUCCAGCGAGCAGCUAGUCGGUGGUAACAUACCUAGUGGGCUGAGAGAAGAAGGAUAGAUUGGCGUGAGCCUUGACACUUCAUUCAGUAUUUGGAAUUCAGUAUCCCUUAAUAAAAGUAGGUUGACAGCUGACAAAUCUUGAAAUUCGUAAAGAAAAGUGGCAGGCAUUAAUGUAAAGCUGUGGCAAAGCAUAAGAGUGUUUUAGUAGAUCUUUUUGUUUUUGUUUGUAAAUCUCUAUUAGUUUUAUGACAUAAUUUGUUCUUAUGGCCUUGGUCGACUUUUGUGCUAUAUAAUCACUUUUAUUAGCGCUUAUCUACAGAACAGUAGCAGUGUUGAAACUUGAUAUUGGGAUCCUGACAGCUGUUAUUCUAAAGAAAAAUAUGUAGGAUUGUGAGCAAGAGGAGCAACCCUUUUAAGGGAAGAAUACUAAAAGCACAAAGUUAUUUUUUUAGCAGAAUAGUUUGUAGAACUGCUUUGGCUAUUCGUU
Messenger RNA from Struthio camelus australis, 4150 nucleotides. NCBI's taxonomy places the organism in Eukaryota, Metazoa, Chordata, Aves, Struthioniformes, Struthionidae. The record is from RefSeq and is a predicted model, not a curated record.